GUAAUCUAAAAAAAAUUCAUUGAUGAAGGGUCGUUUUGUAAACGGACAUUCACCAAUGCCCUUCGUCGGUUUUCAUUUCAUCUCUCUUCUUACGCGCGCGGUGUUAUCGGUCAUCUUCUUCUUCUUCUUUCAUCUUCUUCCCAAGCUUCUCAAAUCUGACUACACUCUCAACUUUUCAUCUCUUUCAGAUCUCACUUCCGUGCCCAUUUCCCAGAUCCUUAAUCCUUAAUCCUCAAUCCUCACUUCAUUCUUCAUUCUUCUCCAACCUUCAAACCCUCCGCUCUUGUAUGAUUCCACCAACUAGAUCUCUGCUUUCACCCCUCUACAACAAACUAUCGGCUUUCUUCAGAGAUGUUUCGACAUGGGUUUUCCGAUUUCAGCUUUGAUCUGCAUUUAGUUCUCGUGUAAUAUGGAUUUCAGAUUGAACUUAGAGGUGUCUAUGCUCAGAAAUUGUUCUUCGUGGAGAUUGUGUCCUUUUGACGGUACUUAAUUAUUGAAUUCGUCUUAGGAGGUGAAUACGGGUUAGAGGGUUUGAAAAGAAAACAUGUUCUGGAAGGACCGUGAUAGAGAGCACAAAGAACUGAAUGGCGGUCCUUUAUGUGGGCAGGUUCGAGUGCUUGUGGUUGGUGAUUCAGGAGUGGGGAAAACUUCUCUGGUUCAUCUAAUUGUAAACGGUUCUUCCAUUUCUUCUCCUUCUCAAACUAUUGGCUGUACAGUUGGAGUUAAGCAUAUCACCUAUGGAAAUGCGGGUAGCUCUUCAAGUAGCAUAAAAGGUGAUGCUGAGAGAGAUUUCUUUGUCGAACUUUGGGAUGUGUCAGGGCAUGAUCGCUACAAAGACUGUCGCUCUCUUUUCUAUUCUCAGAUUAAUGGCGUUAUUUUUGUUCAUGAUCUUUCCCAGAGAAGAACAAAAUCAAGCCUACAGAAGUGGGCAGUAGAGAUUGCAACGGUUGGGACAUUCUCAGCUCCCUUAGGAUCUGGAGGCCCUGGUGGCCUUCCCGUGCCAUAUAUUGUUAUUGGUAACAAAGUGGAUAUUGCUGCUAAAGAGGGUACGAGAGGAAGUAGUGGUAAUCUAGUUGAUGCUGCUCGCCAGUGGGUUGAGAAGCAGGGUCUGCUUUCCUUCAGUGAGGAAAUCCCUUUAACUGAGAGUUUCCCUGGCGGUGGAGGACUUCUUGCUGCUGCCAAAGAGGCAAGAUAUGACAAAGAAGCCGUGACCAAUUUUUUUCGCACGCUCAUCCGAAGAAGAUAUUUCUCAGAUAGCUUACCUGCAGCAAUCACUUGGUCCGUUUCUCCAGUUCCAAAAUCUGUACAGCGCCUUGACGAUGCCAUCAGUGAUGAGGAACAGUCCUACAGUCGUCCAAGUUUCAGCAGCGAAACGUACAAAUACAACGCACUUCCUCCACUCCCAGCACAACGCAAUCUUACUCCACCUCCAACACUUUAUCCUCAGCAGCCAUUUUCAGCCUCUGAGAACUACAGCCUUCCAAAAUUUGCUCUUUCAGCCUCCCAGGAGAUGAACAAUUCUAGCCGGUCAAAGCGCUCGGAUAUUAACGUAUGAUUCGAUCAGUCGAUGACUAGCAUGUGUGAUAGCAAUAGCUGUGGUAUACUUUUAAUAUAGCUGUAUGAGUUGUCUGGACUUUUGGUUGAUAUAAAAUCAGUUCAUUAAUUCUUUCAUGGCUUAAGGGAUCCGUCUCUGUAAUUGGUGCUUGAUUCAUAGUAUGUUUAAUGAUAUGAUAUGCUAUGCUAUAGAACAA
Molecule: messenger RNA, 1751 nt
Organism: Cucumis melo (muskmelon)
Lineage: Eukaryota; Viridiplantae; Streptophyta; Magnoliopsida; Cucurbitales; Cucurbitaceae
Product: small GTPase LIP1
Exons: 7
Coding region: 545-1555 (336 amino acids)
Biological process (GO): intracellular protein transport
Cellular component (GO): endomembrane system
Molecular function (GO): GTP binding; GTPase activity
Source: RefSeq, a predicted model, not a curated record